GUCCCGACCAACAAUACCUUGUGCAGCAUCCCUGUCUCGUCACUCCAAUCUCCUCCUCGAACCAGACACACACCCACACACACACCCAAGAGCAGCGAUCGUCUUGAAAGAAGUUCAUCUAUAGAUUGACCAUCCAUCUAAUCCACCAUGUCUUUUGUGUUCAUUGUUACGAUGAUGCUUCUCGGUUCUUCAGUGGUGACUGCAUUUGUCUUGCAGCCAUCCAAGGAUAAACCUACAACCUCUCCUGUUUCCUAUGACAGGUGCCAUGGUGAGUCAUUGCAGUCCAUCAGGAAGGGUCUCCUCAGGGGUCUUAACCUGCAGACUGAGCCACGUUUGCCUGUUGGUGGGCUGGACAGAGUCAGAGAGCAAUGGAAGAGCACAUUCCACACCAUUUCUCAAAGUGCCAAGGACACCGCAGUUCCUGUGGUCUCUGGUGAUUCUGUCUCAGCUGACGGUGGGAACAGUACCGGCCUGAGGUGCUGUCCUAUGGCCUCUGAGAUCUUCAUGUCAGAGCUGGGGUGGGACAGCUGGGUGAUCCAUCCUGCCAGCCUUUCCAUUGUGCAGUGUGCACUCUGCAACCCCGAACAGAACACCGUGCAGUGUCCAUCAUCCCAUACCGAUGCCCAUGAUGCCGACUCACAGACCCUGGUGCCAUGUUGCCAACCCACCUCCCAGGAAAUGGUUCCCAUUGUUUACAUGGAUGAAUCCAACAGCCUUGUAAUUUCCUCCGUGCAAGUGACCCGCAGCUGUGGCUGUGGCCUUGGAAACAUCCAGGAGCUCAGCGAAGAGUAAAGUUUGUUUUAUUGUUUUCAGUUUAUGACAUCUGUGAGAUAACAUCGUUCUGCGCAGGCCUAUCUUCUCACACAUGCUGCUUUCGUAGACUAAUUCUUCUGAAUUUAAUGUGUUAUCUUGGCUCAUUACAAUGUAUCAACACUGAAAAAAACUCUCAGUUUAGUAUUCAUGUUUUUCUACUGUAAUCAAAAAGAAUGAUACAAGUGGCCACACAGAUUUGUUGAGAAAACAACCAAAAAGUGACAAAACUGAUUAGAUAAUCAGACUCACACUGUCAAAUUACAGUCUAUAUUUGUGUGCUGUUUUGUAUUUUGUACCAUCCAUCAAGCUUAGUUUAAUUUUGUGGGACAAUAAAACUGCUUUUCUGUAGUAAAAUCUCUAAAUUAGAAAUUGUCAAGCAACAACUGUUAGUUGCAAGUGUCAGCUACACUGCAUGUAAUUGUCUCUGUGCUGCCAAUUUAUCUUUAAAUGAGUAUUAUUCAUAGCUGUUUAUUGUUACUGACUGUUCUGUCCAAAAAUGUGAGAAUGUCCAGAGCCAAAUCCUCCUGGAGGCCAGUUGUCUUUUUGCCAAUCUGUGUAAAAGAAUUUUGUUUGAUCUCAGCAACAAAAAUAGCACAAAUAAAAAAAGUCUAUGUGGUGAAAACCUGAAAAUGGUAGACCAAAAUCAAAACUCAAAUGAUUCUGCUAACAGGUCAUUUCUGUGUAGCUGAAACUUAACAUGGCUUAUUGCUCUGACUUUCAUAUACUCUGUUACAAGCACUGGUGGAAGAACUCAGACCUUUUAGUUGAGUAAAAGUACCAAGACAAUAAUGUAAAAAUACUCCAGCACAAGUAAACAUCCUGCAUUUAGAUACAGUAUAUACAAAAAGGAACUGAUCUUUCUGGAAGAAGUAACAAAACAUAAAGUUUGAGAAACACCGUUUUAAUCUUUAACAACAGAUUAUAUUUUAUAAGUGUAUUUGGUUUUGUAAGGUAAAGUCUUAAUUUGCAAAGAAAAUAAAUGUGGUAACAAUCUACGUUUCCUCCACAGAUGUAGUGAAGUAGAAGUGGAAAAAAUCCUAAUAUGGUUUUACCUGAGCAAAGUGCAACGUUACCUUAAGUACAGUGCCUGAGGAAAUGUACUUAAUUAUUUGUCCCUGCUGCUGAUGAACCACAUUGUUUCAAUGACUGAAAUGUUCCUU
Molecule: messenger RNA, 1973 nt
Organism: Monopterus albus (swamp eel)
Lineage: Eukaryota; Metazoa; Chordata; Actinopteri; Synbranchiformes; Synbranchidae
Gene: gsdf
Product: gonadal somatic cell derived factor
Exons: 5
Coding region: 148-792 (214 amino acids)
Molecular function (GO): growth factor activity
Source: RefSeq, a predicted model, not a curated record